This is a messenger RNA of Suncus etruscus (white-toothed pygmy shrew), 1719 nucleotides long. RefSeq names its product mannosidase endo-alpha (gene MANEA). Gene Ontology annotation, cellular component: Golgi apparatus. NCBI's taxonomy places the organism in Eukaryota, Metazoa, Chordata, Mammalia, Eulipotyphla, Soricidae. The transcript has 4 exons. Gene Ontology annotation, molecular function: alpha-mannosidase activity. The coding region runs from base 34 to 1407 and encodes 457 amino acids. The record is from RefSeq and is a predicted model, not a curated record.
UAGCUACCAUUUUGGAGUUCAAAGUAUGUCAUCAUGGCAAAGUUUCGAAGAAGGAAUUGCAUCAUUUUGUCAUUUUUUGUUUUAUUUAUUUUCUUCCUGAUGAUGGGCCUGAAAAUGUUGAGACCAAAUACAGAUACUUUUGGAGAUCCUUUUGGACUUGACCUCCUUCCAGUUUUCAGUAAACGGACAUCUAAUCUGAAAAAAGUUUUUUAUCCCCAAAAGAGUGACAAAGUCAACAUUGAAACAAAUACUAAGAAUUUACAAGCCUUUGAAGUCAUUAUGAAGGAUUCUAAAGUCUCUGAACCUUACCUGGAGGAGCAGUCACCUCCGAAUUACUAUUUACAUGUGUUUUACUAUAGCUGGUAUGGAAAUCCACAGUUUGAUGGUAAAUACGUACAUUGGAACCAUGCAAUCUUGGCACAUUGGGACUCAAGCAUAGGUGAUAAUUAUCCACAGGGGAAACACAGUCCUCCAGAAGACAUUGGCUCUAAUUUUUACCCUGAAUUGGGAAGUUACAGCUCUCGGGAUCCUUCUGUUAUUGAAACUCACAUGAAACAAAUAUCCUCAGCUUUGAUUGGUGUUUUAGCUCUCUCUUGGUACCCUCCUGACACAAGUGAUGAGAAUGGAUUACCUACUGAUAACUUAGUACCAACUAUUUUGGAUAAAGCUCAUAAAUAUAAACUGAAGGUCACUUUUCACAUAGAACCAUAUAAAGAUAGAAAUUAUGAAAACAUGUACAAAAAUAUCAAGUAUAUUAUAGACAAAUAUGGAAGUCAUCCAGCCUUUUAUAGGUACACGACUAACACUGGAAAAGCUCUUCCUAUGUUUUAUAUCUAUGAUUCCUAUAUUACCAAGCCUGAAGAAUGGGCCCAUCUCUUAACUGCCCAAGGACACAAGAGCAUUCGCAAUUCUCCAUAUGAUGGAUUAUUUAUUGCACUUCUUGUAGAACACAAACAUGCACUUGAUAUUCAUCGUGGUGGUUUUGAUGGAAUAUACACAUACUUUGCCACAAAUGGUUUUACUUAUGGUUCAUCAUAUGGUAAUUGGGAGUCAUUAAAAUUAUUCUGCAAUAAAUUUGACCUAUUAUUUAUCCCAAGUGUGGGUCCAGGAUAUAUAGAUACAAGCAUCCGUCCAUGGAAUGCUGUUAACACUCGGAAUCGAAUCAAUGGAAUAUAUUAUGAACAUGCUCUACAGUCGGCACUCAGACACCAGCCCAAUUUAAUUUCUAUCACCUCUUUUAAUGAGUGGCAUGAAGGAACUCAGAUCGAAAAGGCUGUUCCAAGAAGAACUAGUAAAACGGUAUACCUUGAUUAUCGGCCUCAUAAACCCAAUCUUUAUCUAGAACUAACCCGCAAGUGGUCUGAGAAGUACAGUAAGGAAAGAGCUACUUAUGCAUCAGAUCACUAACUGCCUGCUAUGCAUUCACUUAAGUCAAUUCUUAAUACAUUCAUCAAAAUGUUAUCAUUAUGAAUUAUCACCUCAUUUAAAUAACUGCCUUUUGUUUUAAGUGGAGGAGAAAGAGAUCAAAAUCAGUAUGCACUGCUCUGCUCAUCACAAGCCCUUCAAAGUGCUGUACUAAGAGAAGUAUAAAUACUGUUCCUGGGUCAUAAUUUAUUGAAUUAAAACUUUGUUUCAUAACCAUUUAUUUUUUUACUUUAUAAAUGCUUAUAUUUUGAUAAGUAGUGAGUACACAGUUAAAUUCUGCCUGUAUGCAAAACC